AGUGCUCCCAAACUCAAAGGGGCAAUUUCGCCGAACAUGAAAGUUAAAGUGGCAAGCAAGUCAGAGAAUCAAAGAAAACUAAGGGCGAUUAUCGUAAGGCCACUAGCCAAUUAAAUAUUCUUAAAUUGACAAAAAUAAUAAUUAUAUUCUUGAAUGGUCUGGGACUGAUCCCACUCCCAAGUCCUAAACAGAACUCUGCUGCCUCAAAGUUACAGCCCUUUUUAGAACAACAAAGAGAGACCUGGAUGCCUCUGCUUCUCCAUCUGAUCCAAAGCUAGCGACUUUUCUGUCUCCUGGGAAAAUUUUGGAUCGCAGGAAGUAAAAUCCGAGAUGGGUUUGACUGAAUACUUGAGGUCAAUCGAUUGGGAGCAAGAAGCGUACCCAGCAUAUGAAGAUUUCACAAUUCUUCUUUUGUUUAUCCUCUACUUCCCAACUGUCCGAUUUUUUCUGGAUAAAUUCGUCUUUGAGAGAUUGGGGAGACGGUUAAUUUUUGGAAAGGGACAUCAGAAGCUGGAUUUACAAUCUGAAGAACAAAGGAAGAAGAUUAGAAAAUUCAAGGAGUCAGCAUGGAAGUUCACAUAUUUUCUUUCAGCAGAGCUUCUAGUCCUUUCUGUAACUUAUGAUGAGCCUUGGUUUACUGAUACAAAAUACUUUUGGGUAGGGCCAGGAGACCAGGUCUGGCCUGACCAGAAAAUGAAGUUGAGAUUGAAGGGAGUUUAUAUGUAUGCUGCUGGAUUUUACACAUACUCCAUAUUUGCUUUGAUUUUCUGGGAAACAAGGCGUACAGAUUUUGGGGUGUCCAUGGGCCAUCAUGUAGCAACAGUCAUUCUCAUUCUGCUGUCUUACAUUUUCAGGUUUGCCCGCGUAGGUUCAAUUGUUUUAGCUCUUCAUGAUGCUAGUGAUGUGUUUCUGGAGGUUGGGAAGAUGUCCAAAUACGGUGGUGCUGAAAGGACUGCUAGCUUUUCAUUUAUUCUUUUUGUAUUGUCUUGGAUCAUACUGCGUCUCAUUUAUUAUCCAUUCUGGAUCCUUCGGAGUACAAGCUACGAAGUUAUCCUGGCAUUGGACAAGAACAAGCAUUCUAUCGAAGGACCAAUAUAUUACUAUGUGUUCAAUACUCUUCUGUACUGCUUACUUGUUUUUCACAUUUUCUGGUGGGUGUUGAUUUAUCGGAUGCUUGUUAAACAAAUCCAAGCAAGAGGGCAGCUUAGUGAUGAUGUGCGGUCAGAUUCUGAAGGUGAAGACGACCAUGAAGAUUGACCGGGAAACACAAUGUCACCCUCAGGCAAAGAUGGGGAACGUCUUACGUUUACACAUUUGAUGUACUCUUUCGAUGGUGAAAAAGAUUAUGGUCAAAGAAGUGCAUCAUGACAGAAAAAAUUGUAUGUUAACUGAGAUAAGAUAUGGAAGCUGUGCAGGUUGAAGGAAUAGAAUGGCAGAGGGAGAGAAGUUUAACUAUUGACUGAGCUUUUGGCCCAUUUGCUGCCAUAAAUUUGAGUCUGGUGACAUGAUUAAUGUAUUGCAAGGAAUUUGAUAUGUGAUUGGAACUGGUUAUAACUGUACACCUUUUCAAGUCAGCUGUAAGGUCUUGUGAAUGCAAUGGAUCAUUUAUUUUCUGAAGUGUCCGUAUUGGAACAUGAUUUUUCUUUUCUUU
Molecule: messenger RNA, 1651 nt
Organism: Prunus mume (Japanese apricot)
Lineage: Eukaryota; Viridiplantae; Streptophyta; Magnoliopsida; Rosales; Rosaceae
Product: ceramide synthase 1 LOH3-like
Biological process (GO): ceramide biosynthetic process
Cellular component (GO): endoplasmic reticulum; membrane
Molecular function (GO): sphingosine N-acyltransferase activity
Source: RefSeq, a predicted model, not a curated record